Molecule: messenger RNA, 2837 nt
Organism: Rhagoletis zephyria (snowberry fruit fly)
Lineage: Eukaryota; Metazoa; Arthropoda; Insecta; Diptera; Tephritidae
Source: RefSeq, a predicted model, not a curated record
CGUUAUGUGUACAGUGGCCAUUCGUACCGAUUUUGGCGGGACAGUGCCGAUUUUGAGAAAAUUGUCCCGUCAUGCGACCGUCAUUGCUAAUAAAUUAACUUAAAAUUGUUUAUUCUUGGUUCGAAACAGCGUUCGUGAAAACCGCGAUAAAGUAAAGCAACAGAAAUUGAGGCCAUGAGUCGGAAAAGGCCACUUGACGAAAAAGAAAGUAAUAAAACAACCUGUACCGUAGUAAAAAAAGCUCUACGAUUAUCAUGUAAAAAUUUCCAUGUAUAUGAUCAAAUACAAAAGGAUGUGGAGGAGAUGUCGUCUCUAUUCAUCGAGCUAUCAAGAUACAUUCACUUUACCUUGAUGAAACGUUGGGAACAACAAAACUUUGAACCCAUAAAUUUUCUGGACUGUUAUUACCAUCUAAUGGUAAAGAAAAAACCAAAAUAUACAAUAGACCAGGAGUAUAAUAUGCUGCGCAAAAACCUCAAGUUGUACGAUAGUUCGUAUCGGCCGAAUUUAUUUGUGGAAAACGCGAAUAAAUUCCUAACAAUAUUCCACAACAAUAUUUGGAUGCACGGUUGUACUCGGCUCAGAAAAUAUUUCAAAUUUGAAGAAGACAAAAAAAAGGUAUAUAAUACACUGAGCUACCUAUUCGAUAAAAAUUCCAAAAAUAGCCCAGAUGAAGCGGUACUUGAACGUAUGCGUACCGAUUUAAAAUGGAACGGGAAAAAGCUACACGAAAUAGAGAAUGUCAAACUAUUUUGGUCGUCCAUAGAAUUAUUUUAUAACCUGCAACGGUAUAAUGAAAUCAAAGAAAUACAAAAUUUUUCAUUGAUACCACAACUAAAACACGGUUUACAUCACGUCAGAUACGAUCGAUUUGCGUUCCAUCAACUAUUGUGUCGAUUAAAAUUAUUCAAAGGACCAUUUUCUUCCUUCGAUAAAAGUGAAUUUGGAAAGUAUUUUAAAAUUCCUUCAACGUGCACUAAAACGUUUUCAUCCUUACAAACUGAUGGCAUCUCCAUUUCAUUUUGUAUGGAAAAGCAAAUAAAAAUACAAAACGAAACUAAGCUAGUGAAAAAGAGAAAACUUAAAGAAAAAGAAACGGAUCGUACAGGAGAUAUACCCCACUAUUCUAACAGAGUCACAAAACUUAGCUCAUCACUGUUGUGAUUUCCAGUGCGCCGAGAAAUAAUACGGCUGUUAAUAAAAAUACGUGCAACAAAAUAUGAAAAUAAAAUUGGCCUAGAUCCUGGGUGUCGGCUAAUUUUAGCUGGCAUCCAGAACAAUGUUCCUGUGAAAAUUAAAAAUUCGUACUAUCAACACCUUUCUGGUUUCUAUUCUCGCAAAAUAAAACUAAAUAAAUAUACGAAAGAUUUCACCACAAAUUCAGAAUUGUCUGCGAAUUCGUCAAAUUUUAAAGAAUAUUGUAAAUUUGAACUUGAAAUACUGGAGCAAAAACAAAAAAUAGCCUCGCAAAGAAAGGUGGCUCGGCUGAAGCUGAAGAAAUACAUUUGCCGACAAAAAGCCUGCAACCAAAUUGCGCAACAACUGGUACCAAACAAAGAAGAGAAAACUUUAAUCUGCACCGGAUCAACAGAGAUUGCUUCAAACUCACCAAUGCGCGGAUAUAGGCGAGUACCUAAUCGCCUACUAAUCGCAGCUUUAAGUCAACGAACAGCAGACAUUCUAAUGGUUAACGAAUUCAGAACAACCAAACUUUGCGCAAAAUGUUACAACGUAAACCUGACGUCCAAAUCGCCACACAGGUACCAGUUUUGUCCAAACUGCCGUACUUGCUGGAAUCACGACGUCAAUGCUGGGAAAAACAUUCUCUACCUGGGAGAGUGUAUUAUUAACCAAGAACAAUGAGAAUUUUCACAAAUAAGAUGUCAUUAUUUCAUUUAUGGCGAAAAAUAUGUACAUCUGACUGGCAACAGUUUAACUUAUGUUACUAUAAACAAUUGUAAGUUUAUAAAAAAGUUGUAAUACACCCCUCCCUAGCCUCGAAAAUAUCAGAAAAAAGCACGAACCACACCCACUUCUUAGUUUUUUUUAGCUUGACGGGUCGUAUUCUGCACUUAUGCAUUUUUUAACACCUCCGAAUGGAUUUCUGCCUUAAAAAAGGCAUCUCAUAAAGUCUAUUUGCUGUUCGGAGGCGUCGUAAGACUGUAGGUCCCUCCAUUUGUGUGACAAGAUCACGACGCAGCACCAAAAUAUUAUUAUUAUUAUAUAAGUAAAUUUCGUCAAUAAAACCAGUGUUUAUUUUUUAGAUUUAUAUAUGUAUUUAUUGAUAUUGAUAGUUUCAAUUAAACUUCGUAAUAAACUUACAAUUAUGGUUGUGUAUUCAAAGAAAUAUGAAACAUUAAAUUAUAAAGGUCAACUAAGAUUUGGCUCACACGCUCAAACUUUAAUCUUACUUUGGAGGGAUGUUUUCCUUUCCAUUCAUACUGAUUCCUAGCUCCAAUUUACAUAUGUAUGUACGCAUUUUCUUUCUACAACAUCUGUCUGUUUUCUUAGAUUUUCUUUUUUUCUAAUUUUUCAUAUGUAUAAGUAUAUGUAUAAGUAAUACACCUUUUUGUGGAUUAUAAACAGUAAUAAACUUGUUGGCCGGAAGGACCUUUGUGUUCAAAGACUUAGAUUUCGUAAUUCAUUAACAAUUAUUGCCGGGAAAAGAAAAUAUCUUACUACAUAGUACAUACCUACAUAUGUACCCUGAUAUUAAAGCUGCUAAUUUUUGGAAUUGAUUUCAACAAACCGCUUUAUACUGCUAUACACUGAAUUGCUACAUGUAUGUAGGUGAAACACAAAAUCGCUUAAUUACAUGUAAAUAAAUUAAGAAGCCU